AUGGAUGCAGCACAGGAAGUCAUCUUCAAAGCUGUAGAAUGUCAGAAAGGAACGAAAGAGAUCAUCGCUCGUGGAGACUCGGCCGUGCAGCAGUUCUACCACGGCGCCACCGUGUUCGUGACAGGCGGCUCCGGCUUCCUCGGCAAGCAGCUCGUAGAGAAACUCUUCAGAACCUGUAAAUUGAAGAGAGCAUACGUUCUGAUGAGGGCAAAAAAGGGCAAAUCAGUCGAAGAGCGGUUUGCUGAAAUUUUUAAAGACCCUCUAUAUGACAGUCUUUGGGAAGAACAGCCUGAUUUCAUUGAUAAAAUAGUUCCUAUUAUUGGCGAGCUAUCUGAAAAGGACUUGGCAUUUAGCAAAAACGACUGGGAGAAGUUAAUCAAAGAGGUGGAUGUGAUAUUUCAUGUCGCAGCCACGGUGUACUUUGAAGCGCCUCUACGCUCAGCAACCUUCACCAACGUCAGAGGAACCAGGGACCUUCUGCGAUUGGCCAAGCAAUGCAAGAAGUUGAGGUCUUUUAUCUACGUGUCUACAGCAUAUUCCCAUGCUACCUUCAGCAGACGAGAUACGCGAGUGCUGGAGCAGUUCUAUCCAAGUCCAGUUCCUCCGGACCUCAUGAUAGAGAUGGCGGAAACCAUGGAUGAAGACAGGAUCAACCUCAUCAAAGACGGAAUAAUAAACGACUGGCCGAACACAUACGCUUUUACCAAAGCUUUGGCUGAGGACCUGGUACGCAGUCAUUUAGAGGAACUUCCCAUAUUCGUGGUCAGACCAUCCAUUAUUGUUUGCGCUAAAAAAGAACCAUAUCCCGGCUGGAUUGAUAUCAGUAGCAUGUUUGGACCUAGCGGAAUAACUUUAGGCUGCAUGCUGGGUGUGAUUCAUGCCCUCCAAUCUGUCCAGGAUAUUCGGAUCGACUUCAUCCCUGUAGAUUACGUUAAUAACGUUGCUAUUGUGGCCGCUGCUAAUACUAACAAGAAACAUAGGGUUUACAACAUCGCCAGCACUAAUAGAAAUCAUAUAACUUGGGGGGGUCUUUCAUAUAUUCUCAACAAUGUAGCAAGGAGGACCGUAAUUUCGCCCCAAGCCAUUUGGUACUGUUUCGCCGUCCAAUCUCCGUACAAAUGGGUGUUUCAAAUGGUCAGUUUCUUUCUUCACACCAUACCUGCGAAUUUGGCUGAUGCCGCUUGUGUCUUGGUGAAGAAACCGCCCAGGUUGAAGAAAACGUACGCAACAAUAACAAAAAUGGCUACAACAGUUGCGUUUUACACGAACAACAACUGGAUAUUUGAAGACAACAACACUGUUGAAUUGUUCAAUAGUUUGUCCAGAGAAGACAGGGUUAUAUACCACUGUGACGCAACAGACAUCAACUGGACCGAACAAAUUGUCCUCUGGUGUGUCGGCCUAAGAAAAUAUAUUGUCAAAGACGGCUUGAAAGACACAGCAUGGGGGAUGAAAAAACAGUUUUAUUUCAGACAAAUGGCAGUUCUAAGCGACAAAAAGAGAAAGGGCACGGAAAAGACGACGGAAAAAGGCAAUUCCGUGCUGCCUGAUGUGGUCCAACCCUUAUUGACGGUUCAUCGUGAUGUUCUAGGCGUCAACAAAUAA
Messenger RNA from Helicoverpa zea (corn earworm), 1605 nucleotides. Its product is annotated as fatty acyl-CoA reductase 1-like. The transcript is spliced from 11 exons. Bases 1 to 1605 code for a protein of 534 amino acids. Gene Ontology annotation, cellular component: peroxisome. Gene Ontology annotation, biological process: long-chain fatty-acyl-CoA metabolic process. Gene Ontology annotation, molecular function: alcohol-forming very long-chain fatty acyl-CoA reductase (NADP+) activity. Lineage: Eukaryota; Metazoa; Arthropoda; Insecta; Lepidoptera; Noctuidae. The record is from RefSeq and is a predicted model, not a curated record.